AUGUCGAGUGCCAGGAACGUCUCGGUCGCUCUGCGGAGGGCUCGACUGCCCAGACCCCGCUGUUUCGUCCAGCCCAUCGUCUCUCGUGCUCCCUCUCGCAUCGCUACUCGCUCAUUUAGCGUCACCUCCGCCGUCAAUGCGACCAAGGAGAUUAAGUAUACAAGCAGCGCGUAUCCCAACCUCAAGCGUGACCCCAAGUUUGCCGAGAUUACGGCCGAAGAUGUGGCCUUUUUCAAGGAGCUGCUGGGCUCCCAGUCGGCCGUGAUCGAUGGUGUGACGACCGAUGCCGCUGAUGAUAUCGAGCCAUUCAACAGCGACUGGAUGCGCAAGUACCGUGGCCACACAAGGCUAGUGCUGAAACCCCAGAACAAGGAGGAGGUGAGCCAGGUGCUGAAAUACUGUAAUGACAAGAAAUUGGCGGUGGUUCCCCAGGGUGGCAACACUGGAUUGGUGGGAGGUUCCGUGCCGGUGUUCGAUGAGAUUGUCAUCAAUACGUCGCGCAUGAACAAGAUUCGCUCCUUCGACGAGGGCUCGGGAGUCCUGGUCGCCGAUGCGGGUGUUAUCCUGGAGGUGGCGGAUCAGUACCUGGCGGAGCGGGACCAUCUGUUCCCUCUGGAUCUGGGUGCUAAGGGCUCAUGCCAUAUUGGAGGCAAUGCUGCUACGAAUGCUGGCGGACUGCGCCUGCUUCGGUACGGUAGUCUUCAUGGCAACAUUCUCGGUGUUGAGGCGGUGUUGGCGGAUGGUACUAUCGUCAACUCUCUCUCGACCCUGCGCAAGAACAACACUGGUUACGACCUCAAGCAGCUGUUCAUUGGCGCGGAGGGAACAAUCGGUAUCAUCACUGGACUUUCCAUCAUGUGCCCUCCCCGCCCGAAAGCGGUCAACGUGGCCUACUUUGGUGUUGAGAGCUACGAGCAAGUGCGCCAGGCGCACCAGGAGGCAAAGUCUCAUCUCUCUGAGAUUCUCUCCGCUUUCGAGCUCAUGGACGGUCGCAGUCAGCAGCUUGUCCACCAGUCCACUGGCAACAAGAAUCCUCUGGAUAGUGAAUAUCCUUUCUACUGUGUAGUUGAGACCAGUGGGUCGAAUGGUGAGCACGAUAUGGCCAAACUCGAGAGCUUCUUGGAACACAUCAUGGGCGAGGGUAUCGUCGCCGACGGUGUUUUGGCGCAGGAUGAGACCCAGUUCCAGGGUAUCUGGCGCUGGAGAGAAGGUAUCACCGAGGCUCUGAGCCAUCUGGGUGGUACAUACAAGUACGACGUCUCGAUUCCUCUUCCUGAACUAUACCAGCUCGUGGACGACUGCCGCGAGCGUCUGACCAAGCUUGGAUUUGUCGGGGACGAUAACUCCUUCCCUGUCCGCGCUGUUGUUGGUUAUGGUCAUAUGGGCGACUCGAACCUGCACUUGAACAUUUCUGUGCGGGAGUACAACAAGGAGGUCGAGAAGGCCAUUGAACCCUGGGUGUACGAGUGGAUCCAGAAGCGCAACGGUAGCAUCAGUGCCGAGCACGGACUUGGAAUUGCAAAGAAGGAGUUUAUUGGUUACAGCCAAGACGAGACCAUGGUGAAACUGAUGAAGCAGUUGAAGGAUUUGUACGAUCCGAACGGUAUUAUGAACCCCUACAAGUACAUUUAG
Molecule: messenger RNA, 1632 nt
Organism: Aspergillus bombycis
Lineage: Eukaryota; Fungi; Ascomycota; Eurotiomycetes; Eurotiales; Aspergillaceae
Product: FAD-binding oxidoreductase
Exons: 2
Coding region: 1-1632 (543 amino acids)
Cellular component (GO): mitochondrion
Molecular function (GO): catalytic activity; FAD binding
Source: RefSeq, a predicted model, not a curated record